AACCUGCCCACUGAGUCCUGUCCUGCUUCAUUAACUUUUGUCUCUCUCUCUCUCCGAAUCCUUGCCCGCUAUCUCCCCCAAAAUGCCCCCCUCUUCAUCCCUUCCUUAAAUAAACCCUAAAAAUCCCCGCAAAAAUCAACGAAAAUAACCUCUUCUUUAAUCCCCGAUUAUGCUCAAAUUAGGGUUUUCUCUCCCCCUCUCCUUCGUCUCCUCCAAAACCCUAGAUCCCCAGCCCCCAAUCCCGGUUCUCCUCCCUUCAAAAUCCAAAUGUUCCACAAGAAAGAGGGGAGGCGUGCGAUUAGGGUUUGGGAGUCCUAGGGCGGUGCUGAGCUCGGAGAGAGCAGUGGAGGGGGAUCAGGGUGAGGGGAAAGGGGGAGGGGAGGAGUACGACGCAAUUGUGAUUGGAUCGGGGAUGGGCGGAUUGGUGGCGGCGACUCAGCUUGCAGUGAAGGGAGCUAGGGUUUUAGUCCUUGAGAAGUACUUGAUUCCUGGCGGGAGCUCGGGGUUUUAUGAGAGAGAUGGGUAUACUUUUGAUGUUGGAUCUUCGGUGAUGUUCGGGUUCAGUGAUAAGGGUAACUUAAACUUAAUUACCCAAGCAUUAGCAGCAGUUGGGUGUAGGAUGGAGGUGGUACCUGAUCCUACAACUGUCCACUUCCACCUUCCAGGAGGUCUCUCUGUUCGUGUUCAUAGGGACUACAAUGAGUUCAUUACAGAACUUAUUGACAAGUUCCCUCAUGAGAAAGAUGGGAUCAACAAAUUUUACAGUGAGUGUUGGAAGAUCUUCAACGCUUUGAAUUCAUUGGAGCUGAAGUCACUGGAGGAGCCAAUAUACCUAUUUGGGCAGUUCUUUAAGAAGCCAUUGGAAUGCCUGACUCUUGCUUAUUAUCUGCCACAGAAUGCUGGGGAUAUUGCUCGAAAGUUUAUAAAAGACCCUCAGUUGUUGUCUUUCAUAGAUGCUGAGUGUUUCAUUGUGAGUACAGUUAACGCUCUACAAACACCAAUGAUCAACGCAAGCAUGGUUUUAUGUGAUAGACAUUUUGGAGGGAUCAAUUAUCCAGUUGGUGGUGUUGGUGAAAUUGCGAAGUCUUUAGCCAAAGGCCUUGUAGAUAAGGGCAGUAAAAUACUAUACAAAGCAAACGUGAAAAAUAUCAUACUUGAGAGUGGAAAAGCUGUUGGAGUUAAGCUUGCAGAUGGGAGGGAGUUUUACUCCAAAACAGUUAUAUCAAAUGCAACUAGAUGGGAUACCUUUGGAAAGCUUGUGAAAGUUGAAGAACUUCCAGAGGAGGAGAAAAAUUUUCAAAGGAUUUAUAUCAAGGCUCCAUCAUUCCUUUCCAUACACAUGGGAGUCAAAGCAUCAGUUUUGCCUCCUGAUACAGAUUGUCAUCAUUUCAUUCUCGAGGAUGACUGGAGUAGGUUGGAGAUGCCUUAUGGAAGCAUUUUUUUAAGUAUUCCAACUGUACUUGAUUCAUCAUUAGCUCCAGAUGGACAUCAUAUUCUUCAUAUAUUUACAACAUCAAGCAUAGAAGACUGGAAGGGACUCUCUCAAAAGGACUAUGAAGAAAAAAAGGAGCUCGUGGCUGAUGAAAUUAUAAGGAGGCUUGAAAAUAAACUAUUUGCUGGACUUAAGGGUUCCGUAGUGUUUAAAGAGGUGGGUACACCGAAAACUCACAGGAGAUUUCUUGCGAGAAAUGAUGGUACCUAUGGUCCAAUGCCAAGGAAGAUACCAAAAGGUUUACUUGGCAUGCCCUUCAAUACGACAGCUAUAGAUGGUCUCUACUGUGUUGGGGAUAGCUGUUUUCCUGGUCAAGGAGUUAUAGCUGUUGCCUUUUCUGGAAUCAUGUGCGCACAUAGAGUUGCAGCAGACCUAGGAUUUGAAAAGAAAUCCCCAGUAUUGGAUGCUGCACUUCUUCGGUUGCUUGGGUGGUUUAGGACAAUGGCAUGAGAACUUUUAGUGUUCCAGGGGUGACUGCUAACUCCACAGGCUAAAGCUGCACAUUCAGUUUGAUGCUUUCGGAUAUGGGCUGAUCAUUGAAGAUGGUAACUUUGGAUAACUGAGGCCGUUGAUAUGCAUGAUAAUACCUGAAGCAGGAGGUACUUUUGUGGUUUUGGGAUAUAAGUUAUAACUACCGGAAUUUAGAUAUCAUCCUGUGUAACUAGAACCUCAGCAGUUUAAUUUAUAAAUUACUGCUCAUUGUGUAUAACUAGAAAUUCAGCAAUUUAAUUUAUAAAACACUGUUGUAUUGGAUUUUAGUAGAAAAUCAAUUUUAUACAAAGAAAAUUUACACAUUUA
Asparagus officinalis (garden asparagus) is the source of this 2290-nucleotide messenger RNA. Its product is annotated as prolycopene isomerase, chloroplastic. NCBI's taxonomy places the organism in Eukaryota, Viridiplantae, Streptophyta, Magnoliopsida, Asparagales, Asparagaceae. The coding region runs from base 170 to 1942 and encodes 590 amino acids. Gene Ontology annotation, biological process: carotenoid biosynthetic process. The transcript has 14 exons. The record is from RefSeq and is a predicted model, not a curated record. Gene Ontology annotation, molecular function: oxidoreductase activity; carotenoid isomerase activity.